AUGCACUCUUUCAAGACUGAUGAAGAGCUAACUCUAUCUCGGCUGUGUCGACAGGUGUUGUAUAAGCAUCCAUGGCAAUCUGUGAUGGUACAGAUAAUGAGAGCGGUUAUGCACUUGCCUGAUCCGCAAUGUCGGAGAGGCAAUGUGCAGGCCCUGAGGCAUGCGAAGAAUAAUUCGUUCAACGCUCGGCCUCUCGACGAUCAGGCCUGGCGGUUUACUGAUCACUUCUUGGCCAGUCUCCUCGUACUCGAGGAUCGGACGGGUGCCCUCGGGUCGGGCGUGACACUGCAGCUGUACCAAUUGCCCCGGACGCACUCGAAUCUCGCCCGGGGUUAG
Protopolystoma xenopodis is the source of this 336-nucleotide messenger RNA. The record is from the annotation of a GenBank genome assembly. NCBI's taxonomy places the organism in Eukaryota, Metazoa, Platyhelminthes, Monogenea, Polystomatidea, Polystomatidae.